AUGAGUAAAAGAGGUAAAGGUCACUUUUCUGAUGUAAUUUAUGAAACUAUAGUUCUUUCUGAAUACCGUACCAAUAUCGAGCUUAAUGUUGUACCGCCGGCGUUGCUUUUACUGACAAAUGGUCGAUACUUCUUCUUAAUAGAAAUGACAAGUACACACCGGUCAGUUCUUAGAAUCACAGGUGGAAAAAUUAAGGGGUAAGUGGUACAAUCCCUUGUUAUUUCAUGUAUAUUCUAUUUUACGGGUUGUGUUUGAUGAAUGCCCAGAUUCAUGGUGACGAACCAUCAUAACCAUGUGCGCUUCCACAACACUAGAUAAGCGUUUAUAAAGCUUUCUCCUCAGCUCGCCUCGUUGUGUUUUAUAUUCCAUAGCUACCACGAAUUUAAAAUAAAGGGACCAGAAGGCACUCCGGUGAAUGUUUACCCUGAAAGUGGGAACGAAGAUCCAUUUGCGCUACGAUGCGUUUUACCAGAAGUAGCUGAUAUGCCAUCGACACUCCAAGAUGUAGUAAUGGUAUCCACUAGCACUAAGAAGACAUAUACUUUAAGAGAAGUUGCGGGAAGGCAGAUUGGCCGUGUUCAAUACUUUCUUAACAGAGAAAUCAAACAUUUGCUGGAUUGCGGCAAAAUCAACAAAAUUGAAGGGUAUGUAACUGGAGCAUUAGAGUACCGGAAAUGCCAUGAUUACCAAUGCAGCAACUUGAAUUGUAAUAAUUAGCACAGCGUUCAUAUCAUGAAGAACAUAUCAGUGGUAAUAUUUCCAAUCUGAAAUUAAGUGCGAGGGUUCGUCUUACAUGAAUUAUUACUUUCUGUAUAUUUUUUGUCAGGAUGAUAACUGGGAAGCCAACAACAACAAAGAGGACACCGGUACAUCAAAAGUGGGAAAAAAAAUGUCAGGCACGGUGGUGGAGCCUUUAUUCCUGUACUUGGAAAAUCGAAUGUAAUGAAGAGUAUAUUGGAGAACUGGAGAGAAGGCUGUCGCUAGUUGUUUCAGAAAUGGGAGAGGAAGGAGCAGAUAUGGUCGUGGAGGUACGUUGAGUGCGUGGUAGUCUGUUUCUUGUUCAACUUCCUAUAUGUAGCUUACAUAAUUGUUGCGAGAAGCUUCAGUCAUUCAAAGCCAAGCCAGUAUUCACAGGGCUUGGCGCUGCAAACUUAUGCGCUACAAUUUCAGCCUCCCAAUAAUUUCCCCUCAGGGACCAGAGUUGUUUUUUUAGCUAAGAACGAUUUACAAGUAAGGUAGCAACACUUCAGGAAAUAAACUCUGUCAAAUAUUACUUUUUAACAGAUUGUUGGACCCGUAUUAGAGACAUGUACAAGCGCUGAAAACCUGGAAGCUUCGCCGUCCACCAAGAAAGCAAGACACUGA
This is a messenger RNA of Porites lobata, 1365 nucleotides long. Lineage: Eukaryota; Metazoa; Cnidaria; Anthozoa; Scleractinia; Poritidae. The record is from the annotation of a GenBank genome assembly.